This is a messenger RNA of Aspergillus ochraceoroseus IBT 24754, 900 nucleotides long. RefSeq names its product mitochondrial 37S ribosomal protein uS15m. Gene Ontology annotation, molecular function: structural constituent of ribosome. Lineage: Eukaryota; Fungi; Ascomycota; Eurotiomycetes; Eurotiales; Aspergillaceae. Gene Ontology annotation, cellular component: ribosome. The record is from RefSeq and is a predicted model, not a curated record. Gene Ontology annotation, biological process: translation. The transcript is spliced from 2 exons. Bases 1 to 900 code for a protein of 299 amino acids.
AUGCCGCCCCGUAUUCUUCUGCCGCCUUCAUUAAAGGCCUUUACUGGCUCUUCGAACAUCCAGAGUCCGCUCGCUAGAUUGGCUUUAAACCCUGUCAAGACCUCUGCCAGAGCUGGAUCUACGGAGACCAGAGAGCGACGCAGACAUGACCCAUUCUUGAUGGCACAGUCACGCCAGCGAAAAGCCGCCAACCUUUCCCGCCAACAAGCUCUGGCUGAAGAACGUGAAGGAUCCUUGGGAGACCCCGUGCAGAGCAAACCUACACAAUUCGUCGAGGAAAUUCAAUCUACGCAGAGUGCAACCCAAGAAUCCAAACUCAAUUACUUUCUUCGUGCCGAAGAGCUCAACCGCGCUUUGGAAUACUCAAAGAACCUAACCUCGCCUCUCGAAGACACCAACCGCGCAACAGCCGACCCUCAGCUUGAAAAAGAAGCCGCCGAAAGGCAUCUCCAGGAACACAGAAACGCACAAGACGCAAUUAACCGAAUCGUGAACAUCAACAACGGAAACACAGGAGACCAAAUGCGUCUCCGUAUUCAGAAGUGCAUUGAGACGUUUGGACGACACAACACUGAUAACGUGUUGCCUCCAAAGCCUGCUGCUGUGUCGCAUGAGUCCGCGACAGUGCAUCCGGAGAAGACUCCUCGUGUCGGGCCAGACACCGGAUCUCCUGAAGUGCAAGUCGCAAUCCUUACCGCAAAGAUCCUGAACCUGUCCAGGCACCUGCAAUCGGCCAAUAAAGACAAGCACAACAAGCGCAACCUUCGAGUACUUCUCCACAAGCGACAGAAGUUACUCCAGUACGUACGACAGAAGGAGAGGGGAGGCCCUAGGUGGAAGUAUCUCGUUGAAACUCUUGGACUGUCGGAUGCUGCGUGGAAGGGCGAGAUUAGCAUGUAA